AUGGCGAGCUUGUCCGUCCCUCGCUCCGCCCCUCUCAUCACCGCCCCGACGCGCCCGCCAACCAGCGUGCGCCAUCUUUGCUUCAAAGACACCGCCGACACCGCCCACCAAUAGGCUCGCGAGCCGUGGGCGGGGCUCGGCAAGCCAAAAAGUGGUGGUUCCAGUGUAUCGCCUUGUAGUUUGACACCUGAGUUUGUGGGUGGCGUAGUCCUUACAAGGCCUCGUGGGCAGUGCCAGGCUCGUUGACUGGGCGUCCAGGUGUUGACCCUCGGAAGUGUCUCUCGUACACACUGGCAGAGGGAGUUUUUCCGCCGCAGCGCAAGGAAACACUGCAGCGAUGACCAUCCGGCCCAUCUUCUCGGGUUAUCCAUUCCAGGCUGGCGGUGUGUCCACAGGUCAGGGGCGCGUGAACCAGCUGGGCGGCGUGUUCAUCAACGGGCGGCCGCUGCCCAACCACAUCCGCCUCAAGAUCGUGGAGAUGGCCGCGGCGGGCGUGCGGCCCUGCGUCAUCUCCCGCCAGCUGCGAGUCUCCCACGGCUGCGUCUCCAAGAUCCUCAACCGCUACCAGGAGACAGGAUCCAUUCGGCCCGGCGUCAUCGGCGGCUCCAAGCCCAAGGUGACCACGCCGGACAUCGAGAAGCGGAUCGACGACUACAAGAAGGAGAACCCCGGCGUGUUCUCGUGGGAAAUCAGGGAUAGACUAAUUAAGGAGGGUGUGGUGGACAAAGCGUCGGCGCCCUCCGUCAGCUCCAUCAGCAGGAUCCUGAGGGGCGGCAAGAGAGACGAUGACCCGCGCAAAGACCACAGCAUUGACGGCAUUCUGGGCGGCGGCGGGAGUGACGAUAGCGACACGGAAAGCGAGCCAGGCAUCCCCCUCAAGCGGAAGCAGCGGCGAGCGAGGACAACCUUCACGGCCGAGCAGCUGGAGAUCCUGGAGCGCUCCUUCGAGAAGACGCAGUACCCCGACGUGUACACUAGGGAGGAGGUGGCGCAGAAAGCCAAGCUGACGGAGGCGCGGGUGCAGGUUUGGUUCAGCAACAGGCGGGCGCGACUCAGGAAACACCUCAGCAGUCAGCAGCUGGCGGGCCUCUCCUCCAGCAUGCCCGCCGCCGCCGCCAUGCCCGCCGCCGCCUCCUCCUACAUGAACCAGUACGCCGCCCCUGCCACCGACCACACUGCCGUCGCCGCCGCCGCCACCGCCGCCGCCGCCUACCACUCAUCCAGUGCGUGGCAGAGCUCAAGUGGCUACGACUACAGCAGCGCCGCCGCCGCCGCCUCCCUCAGCAGCGACAACUCCCACGCACUCAUGUCCUCGCCCAUGGCCGCCAUGACCUACCCUGUCACAUCCAUGCCCUCCAUGACGGCCUCCAUGACGCCCACCAUGAACUCCGCCGCCUGCACGGUGUCGGGCGAGGCAGGGUGGGGCGCCGGGAAGACAGUACCUUCCCCCCCCAUGGGCGGUUGGAACACGGGCUUUUCCACGCUGGGCGGUGAGCAAUUGGGCGGCCUUCUGGGGGGCCAGGGCUACAACAUGGGGCACGCCAUGGCCGCCCCCGCCCCCUCCAUGACCGACAAGUCCCACGUCCCGCCCACCACCGCCACCUACCCUGCUUACUUCCCCCAGUUCACCGACCCCUCCACCCUUAUGUGUGGCCGCGUGCAUUAGUCCCGCCCACGCCCUUGCACGCCACCUAACCUCCUUUUCACGCCCCUACUCCCUUCACCGUCGCCUUACUCCCUCUCCGUCCAAGCAGUUACCUCAUAACUCUUGUUCAUCUGUCGCCGUCCACAUCCCUCGCCCUGGCCACAGUGGAGGCGAGAGGAUGCAAAUGCCACCGACUCAGAAUCAUUAUAUACCUCCUCUACCUCACCCAGUCAUUCACGCUGCGUCCACUCUAACCUCUCACUUUUUACACUCCCAAUACUCCACCUUCACACUGGAACCUCGUGAGGCCAUGCGUGUUGCCUCAGUCUUGUAAUGUUUAAGUAAAUUUUUGUUAUCUAAUCCACCACCUCCACCUCCAGUACCUUAUGAAAACAUCACCAAUGCUAACACUUCACAAGACCUUCACAUUUAUCACUUUCAUCACCAAGAACACUUCAUCACCUCUCCCACAUCAUCACCACCACCAGCGCGGCCCUUCCCUGGAUCAUCUCAUCACUUCAUCGUCUUGUCUCCACCACCGCCGCCUCCGCCCGUCACUAGUGUUUCAGCUAGUGUCUCUUUAACUAGCUAGUGAUCACCUAGUGCGCAGCCAACCUUCCUCCAGCCCGCGGCCGCCACCACAGCGCCGCGGGACCGGAGUAACAGUUUGUCUACUUCGUCCUCGACAAAGAUCCACAAACGCCCAGUCCACCCAUUCAUCUCCCGACGCCCCUGAACCACCAAUCUUGGCUGAGCGCACACUGACACCUAAGUCAGCACACCACAUGAGGCGGAUCACGGUAGCCCAGCACAUGAUAAAUUGAAGGGCGCGCUGCCGAAAUUUUAUCUGUGAAAUUAUACUUCAGAGUCAGUGUGUUCGUGAGCGUACAAAAGUCGGUGUGAAGUGAAUACGUGAAAUGGGAAGAAAAGGUGCAAAGACGGAAAAUUCGCAUCAUUGCCGGAGCUGGCUGGUACAAGAUUGAACUGUUUAUGGCUUUAUGUAAUUUAUACCGGAAAUGUACACAAUAACAUGAAGUGACUGACGUAUGGCAAAAUUUAACAGCUCAUACCGCACAAAUAAUAAUUUCAAUGAUAAUGAGCAAGGGACAUUAAGAUAAUCAGUCCGUGCUUUUCUGGUAUCUAUGAAGCCGUCGUAGCGAGAAACAGUAUUGGAAAGAAAAAGACCUUGAGGUAUGUAGAAAACGGAAUUUCAGCCUCCAUUCUGCUGCCGCCCUAGCUGCCUGUGAGUGCCGUCCUCCGUGUGCGUGGCGUCCUGUGUGUUGGGUUCGGAAUGUGUCGCGCAGCUGUGUCACGGGGCAGUGUGCGCUGAGCCUCCCCGCGCUGGCCCGCCCGUCUAGCCGCCAGUGGUUGUAGCCAAAGGUUUAUCUUAGUGUUUAUUAGUCACGCCACUACUACUACUACUACUACUACUACUACUACUACUACUAUUACUACUACUAUAAAUAUUUUCCUUAUUAACCAAACCACUUCUAAAACACUACUACUUCUACUACUACUACUACUACUACUACUACUACUACUACUACUACUACUACUACUACUACUACUACUACUACUAUUUCUACUACUACUACUACUACUACUACUACUACUACUACUACUACUACCACUACUACUACUACUACUACUACUACUACUAUUUCUACUACUACUACUACUACUACUACUACUACUACUACUACUACCACUACUACUACUACUACUACUACUACUACUACUACUACUACUACUAGCCUAAAUUAAAUGUGUGCAGGUGAGCGUAGAAUUAAGAUUAAGACAUCUGGAUGAUAAUAUUACUACAUAACGAGCAGAGAGAGAGAGAGAGAGAGAGAGAGAGAGAGUUCCCGUGUUCGUCACCUUUCCUCUACCUACCUCUUCCUACCUCCCUCUCCCAUAGCUUGACUCUCCCUCUCAUGCUAUUCGUACUAAUUUUCAUCGCUUGUCUUCCUUUGUGUGUGUGUAUGUGUGUGUGUGUGUGUGUGUGUGUGUGUCGGUCCGUCCAUCCGCCAGUCAUCCUCCUCGCGGCGUGGAAGGAAGCGCGUAGCCAAGUACAGUAACGUAGAGGGCUGUAUAGUAGUGUUAGGUAGGCACUUUAUUACUUCUGUAUGGUUAAGAGGAUUAUAAAACUGGUAAUAGUAUGUCUAAAUAAACUACAUAACAA
Messenger RNA from Scylla paramamosain (green mud crab), 3827 nucleotides. RefSeq names its product protein gooseberry-neuro-like. Gene Ontology annotation, molecular function: RNA polymerase II cis-regulatory region sequence-specific DNA binding; DNA-binding transcription factor activity, RNA polymerase II-specific. Bases 338 to 1666 code for a protein of 442 amino acids. NCBI's taxonomy places the organism in Eukaryota, Metazoa, Arthropoda, Malacostraca, Decapoda, Portunidae. Gene Ontology annotation, biological process: regulation of transcription by RNA polymerase II; anatomical structure development. The record is from RefSeq and is a predicted model, not a curated record. The transcript is spliced from 6 exons.